Messenger RNA from Xyrichtys novacula (pearly razorfish), 2049 nucleotides. Lineage: Eukaryota; Metazoa; Chordata; Actinopteri; Labriformes; Labridae. The record is from the annotation of a GenBank genome assembly.
AUGCUUCAUGUGGCAAUAUUGCUGCUCUCUUCAGGUAAGCUGUUUGUGAUGGACUAAAGUCCUAAUGCUUUUACCUGCUCUACUUAACAUAUUCAUGGGAUUUCCUUUCCAGGGUCUAUUACUUUGUGCUCACACUUUCAUCGAGAGUAUUACCUUAUAAACCAGACCAAGACAUGGGAGGAGGCCCAGACUCUGUGCAGACAGAACUACACUGACCUCGCUGUCAUCGGCAGCCAUGACGACAGAAAGAGGCUGGCGAAUGUGGCAGCAGCUAAUGGUCUUAAGGAAGAAGUCUGGAUUGGAUUAAAAGAGAUUGUCCAUCCAUCAUCCUGGAUGUGGUCUAUAGGAGAAACUCCGACUAGUCAUGGAUCAGCUGAAUACACAAACUGGGCCAGUUCCCCAAGUUCCUCUCAUCACUGUGGGGGAAUGAGGGAUGAUGGGAAAUGGCUGAGUGCAGUCUGUGAUACAAAACUUCCAUUUGCCUGCCAGGAAGGUUAGGCUUGCUUUGAAUUGACCCACAUGAUUUUAAAUAUCUGUUAGAACAAGAUGAACUGAUGUCACUUAUGGGCUAUUAUUAAAACACAGUAAUACCUCAAAUGUUAUUUACUUUCUUGACACUGGUUGGGUUAUCCUAAGAGCUGGGUUUUUAUUUAUGGAGCAUCUGUGUUGGUGUCAUUGACCCGACUAAAAAAAAAAAGGGGGGGGGGGGGGGGGACAGAUUAUUAUUAUUAUUAUCCAAUGUCAUACAUAACUCAUUGGAGUUGCCUUAAAAAAGCUCACCUAAAUGAUGAGACUGUGAAAUAACACAACUUAGAACCUGAAAUAGUGUGGCAUUAUGGCUCAGUCAGGGCCAUCUUGUAUAGAGUAAAUCAGUUAUGUCUCCCUUAUUAUAACUGGAAGAGAAGUCCCAAAAGGGUGGCUAAAAGCUCUAAAAAUUUAUCAAUUUUCAACAAUUCUCCACCAAUAAACAGUAAAUCAUCCCCUGUAGCUUUAGAGAGAGCUCUCUAAAGUCUGAAUGCCCCACAUUGUCUGGGUUGCCUCAGGUAAGUAGAACUUUGUGUUACUGUUUUAAUGACAAUGGUGUUAUAUUGUGGGAAUUAUGGUAAUUGACAUUUAAGCUCAUACUGACAGUAUCUCAGCCUCUCAGCUUUGUUUCAGACCAUUGUUUGUUAAAGCUGUUUUGGUGGCCUACUUAAAACUGCUGAAUUUCUUUGAUUUUAACUUUAAAGCAGAAACUGUAGAAACUGUAUUCCCUGUUUCUCAGCAGUUGAAACUUAAUAAUUUCUCUCAUACUCACAGAUAUGGAAUCAAGAAAUAUUCAUGUGGUUCCUGAGGAAAAAACUUGGAGACAAGCCCAGAUGUACUGUCGUCUGAACUAUGUCGACUUGGCCACAGUGAGGAGCCAGACUGAAAAUCAGGCAUUACAGAAAGUAGUUGAAGAGUCUGGGUUGUCAGUAUCCAUGGUGUGGAUGGGUUUGUUCAGAGAUUGGUGGAAAUGGUCAGACCAGAGUGACAGCUCCUUCAGGUACUGGCAAAGUAAUCAGCCAAAUGAUGAUGGAGAGUGUUCAUUAUACAACCCCACCUCAGACGCAUGGUUUGACAGAGGUUGUACUUACCCACGUAUGUUCUUCUGCUACAAAAGUAAGAGGACUUUGUCACAUUAAUGCUAAAAGUGUGAAACACAUACUUCUGUAACCUUCUGUAACACUUUACAUUCACACAACAUGUCAUCCUUAUAAUGUUUUACUCCUGUUUGUCAAACCAUAGGAGUGGAAGUGAAGAGGCUUACUAUUGUGAGGGUGGGGAUGAAGUCAAAUGUGCUCUCAAUUUUAAGUGAUCUUUCUGCGGGCAACGCCAUAUUGAAAACAGUAAGUUACUGUAUUCUGUAAAUAAGACACAAAAUUAUAGCACCAGCUCAUGAGAAUGAAUGCUUUGUUAGCAUAUUUUGUUUUUUGCCUUUAGAUCCAAAAUAAGACUGGACUGGUCAAGCUCCAGUGGAGGCUUCAGCCAGAUGGGAAGAUUUUCCAGAAAAUGAAGGACCAAACCUGA